AUGAUAUCCUAUCAUUCGGAAACUAUUCUUAUGAAAUCGCGUGCUUCUUUUAACAUAAAAACAUUCAACAUGUCUGAUCAAACACUGAAUUUGACACAAUUGCUCGAUACAUUUCAAUUAUUUGACAAAAACAAAGAUGGCUGCAUUUGUGCGAAUGAACUUCGUGCUGCUUGUCAGAAACUACAAUUGACAAUCGACGAGACUCGAAUGAGAGAUUUAUUUCGCACUCGCGAAAGCAUCACAUUCGACGAGUUUCGGCAAAUCAUGCAAGAAUUCGGUCAACAUGCACCAGACGCUUAUCUUCACGAAACAUUCCGUGCAUUCGAUCACAACGCCGAUGGAUUCAUUACAGCUAAGGAAAUCAAAAAGACAAUGAAACGUCUCGGCGAGCCUCUCACUGAUAAACAAGCAAAAGAUAUGCUAAAAGCCGCUGAUACCAACCAGGACGGAAAGUUAUCUUUAGAAGAAUUUCGCACUUUAUUCAACUAUAUCACUCAACAAGCAACAACCCCACCGUUAUCACCAAUAGCUCCGGCACCAAACACUCCAUCAAAGAAACGUUUCAGUAAUCCUUUUAAAUCCCAAACUGAUUGA
Adineta ricciae is the source of this 594-nucleotide messenger RNA. The record is from the annotation of a GenBank genome assembly. Lineage: Eukaryota; Metazoa; Rotifera; Eurotatoria; Adinetida; Adinetidae.